AUGCGAAGUCCUCCGGGAGAGAACAGCAAUUCAACCGGUGGUAUUCAUCUCAAAGCGUGUGAAUUCCACGUACCAUUGGAAACUCAGCCCCAUACUUCUUCGUUCAUACGUGAUCGACAGUCCUCUGAGUAUACGGACGUCAACGACUCGUUAUGCACGCACGUAACCACGACACUAGAGACCAGACUGUUGCAAUUAGCUCAAAUCGAUCCUCUUCUCCCCGAUGGCUAUGAAUCGGAGAUACUGGAAGUCAACGAAGAAUCGGAUUCGCAGGGAAGGAAGUAUUCGGACACCGAGAUUCCCAACUGGAUGGGGCGGCGGCUGAGCUAUUUUUUCAUGUCACCAAUGCAGAAGUUCCGUGCCAAGGGACAGAUUCCAUACAAGUUAUUUGUACAACUGAUUAAAGUGGUGGCGGUCACGAUCCAGGUGAGUCGAGCGUCAAGCAACAGAUUGGUUAUUCAGGAGAUUGAUUACCGACUUUGCCCUAUAGACUGUGUCAACCAAAGUCCGCAUGAAUUGGAAAAAUAUUCACCACUAUACAGAAUCAUCAACUCCAAUAUCGACAGCAUGACAUCAGUCUUCAACACUGAUUCUUCGCUGCCGUACAACCAUGACUUAUUUGAGAGCCUUAUUGUAAAGAAAAGAGUAAAGGUGGACAGGGAAGGGACUUAG
This is a messenger RNA of Opisthorchis viverrini, 672 nucleotides long. RefSeq lists its product as hypothetical. Bases 1 to 672 code for a protein of 223 amino acids. Gene Ontology annotation, cellular component: lysosomal membrane; plasma membrane. NCBI's taxonomy places the organism in Eukaryota, Metazoa, Platyhelminthes, Trematoda, Opisthorchiida, Opisthorchiidae. The record is from RefSeq and is a predicted model, not a curated record. Gene Ontology annotation, molecular function: NAADP-sensitive calcium-release channel activity. The transcript has 3 exons.